UGACCUUGCCACCAGAUGCCACAACACAAGCCAGGAUGUGACUCUGCUGGAACAAGAAAGACUGAGGUCUGCCCUGCAUACAGGCAAGGGCCCCAUAGCCUCAAACCACAGGUGUCCAGGAUGCUGGCGCUGUGCCUGCUGUCCCUGGCCUGGCUCAGCGAGGGCUCCCAGCGCAGCGAGCCCAUGUUUGCAUCCGUCACCCACCGCCUUCUCCCACCUGACUACGACAGCAAUCCCACCCAGCUCAACUACGGCGUGGCUGUCACCGACCUGGAUGCCGAUGGUGACUUCGAGAUUGUGGUGGCAGGGUACAACGGUCCCAACCUGGUGCUCAAGUACGACAAGGUGCAGGGGCGGCUGGUGAACGUGGCAGAGGAUGAGCGGGGCUCCCCGUACUAUGCCCUGCGGGACCGGCAGGGCAACGCCAUCGGCGUGACAGCCUGUGACAUCGAUGGCGAUGGCCGGGAGGAGAUCUACUUCCUCAACACUAACAAUGCCUUUUCUGGCAUGGCCACCUACACAGACAAGCUCUUCAAGCUCCGCAACGGGCGCUGGGAGGACAUCCUGAGUGACGAGGUGAACCGGGACGUGGCCAGCCGCUUUGCCGGGCGCUCCGUUGCCUGCGUGGACCGGAUGGGCUCCGGCAGGUACUCCAUCUACAUCGCCAACUAUGCCAGCGGCAACGUGGGCCCCCAUGCCCUGAUUGAGAUGGAUGUGGCUGCCAGUGACCCUGCCCGCGGUGUCGUGGUGCUGGUGGAUGUGGCCGCCCAGGCUGGCGUCAGCAAGUACACAGGCGGCCGUGGGGUGGCCGUGGGCCCCAUCCUGAGUGACAGUGCCUCUGACAUAUUCUGCGGUAAUGAGAACAGCCCAAAUUUCCUCUUCCACAACCGGGGGGACGGGACGUACAGGGACGUGGCGGCUGCGGUGGGGCUGGAUGACCCCUACCAGCACGGACGCGGUGUGGCGCUGGCUGACUUCAACCGCGACGGCCGAGUGGACAUCGUGUAUGGCAACUGGAACGGGCCGCACCGCCUCUACCUGCAGAGCGGAGCUCCCGGGCGCGUCCGAUUCCGGGACAUCGCCACCCCCAAGUUUUCCAUGCCGUCCCCGGUCCGCACCGUCAUCGCAGCCGACUUCGACAAUGACCAGGAGCUGGAGGUUUUCUUCAACAACAUCGCUUACCGCGGCUCCUCCGCCAACCGCCUCUUCCGGCUCAUCCGCAGAGAACACUCAGAUCCCAUUGUGGAAGAGCUGAAUCCAGGGGAUGCUCUGGAGCCAGAGGGACGGGGCACGGGAGGUGCAGUGACAGAUUUUGAUGGUGAUGGGAUGCUGGACCUCAUCCUAUCCCAUGGUGAGUCCAUGGCACAGCCAAUCUCCAUCUUCAAGGGCACCCAGGGCAUCAAUAACAACUGGCUGCGUGUCAUCCCCCGCACGCGCUUCGGGGCCUUUGCGCGGGGGGCCAAGGUGGUGCUGUUCACGCGGCGCAGCGGGGCCCACCUGCGCAUCAUCGACGGCGGCUCCGGGUACCUCUGCGAGAUGGAGCCUGUGGCACACUUCGGAUUGGGGCAUGACGAAGCCAGCAGCCUGGAGGUGACUUGGCCAGAUGGCCGCGUGGUGUCACGAGCUGUGGCGAGCAGUGAGACCAACUCUGUCCUGGAGAUCCCCUACCCUCUGGAUGUGGAGGAGCCACUCAUGCCUGCCCCGCUGGAGUGCGGGCAGGGAUUCUCCCAGCACGAGAAUGGACGCUGUGUAGACACGAAUGAGUGCACUGAGUUCCCCUUCAUCUGUCCCCGGGACAAGCCUCUCUGCAUCAACACCUAUGGCGGGUACCGCUGUCGCAGCAACAAGCGCUGCAGCCGGGGCUUUGAGCCAAACGAGGAUGGCACAGCUUGCGUGGCUCAAGUGGCCUUUUUUGGGGGCUAUCCCUCUGCUGGGAGCUGGCCAGGGCUCCCCCACAGUGCCCUCCUCCCUCAAGUCCUCGGACUCUGCCUUUGUCUCUAUGCACUUUAAGCCCUGCCCAUAACAUGCCAGAGCAGCCUUGGUGGAAGGAUGGGCUGGCCUCUGCCUGUCUCUCUUUUUCUGUCCACAUCGAACCACCCUGGAAGUGCUGGCUGGGACAUACAGGGGUGACCUGCAGUGGGAUGGGCACAGACCUGGCUGUCCUGUGUGCCAUCUCUGGAAAAGCAGCCCUGGGGCAGCCUGGCAGUGCCUCUUCCCCCCCCCACCCCCCUGCCCUAGUGCUAUUCCUGCCAUGCUGGUACCUCCCGGUGGUCGCUUGCUCCGUCGCCUCGAUACCGUACCAUGUGCCUGCUGGUUUGGCCUGCGACGUGUGUGCUUUGCCUGCCCCCUCCUCGGUGAUGGGAACCACCUCCCCAGCCUUGGCAGAGGAGGCUCUUCCCAGCCCUGCAGGGGCAGGACUCUCCUGGUCUGUUUUUUAACGUAUUGACCCUACUGUUUGGACUCCGACCCUGCUUAGUCCCAACAGUCUUCCAGCCCCUCUCCCAGAGUACCCCCAAUAAACUAUAUCCCAUCUAUUAACCUGGUCUGCUGAGCUCUGCGGGGCUGGGCUGUGCUUGUGCUUCUGCCUACCCUGCCCUGGGGCUGCAUGGGGAGGGAGCCCAGGAGGGGGAGCACCCCGAGCAUCCCCCAGCUCUUCCCACCCAAGGGUUGGGAGCUGGCUGGAGGGUGAUGGUGCCCCUGACCCAGUUCUGCACUGGGACUGCAGCAAAAUGUGCAGCUCUGAAGGGGCUGGGGUGCAGCAAGCAGCCCUGCCUGCACCUCAACAACAGGGCUGGGCUGCUUUUCCCCACUAUGUGCUAUAACUCCACACUGC
Messenger RNA from Serinus canaria (Common canary), 2833 nucleotides. It is a transcript of the gene CRTAC1, whose product is annotated as cartilage acidic protein 1. The transcript is spliced from 15 exons. Bases 16 to 2010 code for a protein of 664 amino acids. The record is from RefSeq and is a predicted model, not a curated record. Gene Ontology annotation, molecular function: calcium ion binding. Gene Ontology annotation, biological process: axonal fasciculation. NCBI's taxonomy places the organism in Eukaryota, Metazoa, Chordata, Aves, Passeriformes, Fringillidae.